AUGCAAUACGUGGGUAAAGUCGGUGACUACGUAUACAACCAGUGGAACUCGUUGAACCCGGCCACUCUUUCGGGUGCCAUCGACAUCAUUGUCAUCGAGCAACCAGACGGUCUGUUUCACUGUUCGCCCUGGCACGUUCGUUUUGGCAAGUUUCAGAUUAUCAAACCUCUGCAAAAAAAAAUCGACUUAUAUGUCAAUGACAUCAAAACUGACUUGCCCAUGAAAUUGGGUGAAGGUGGUGAAGCGUUUUUCGUGUUUGCCACAGACUCAGAAGACUUGUCGCUGCUGGUGGUGACGUCUCCCGUGGUUUCAGCCGAACUGUCACCUGUGGGGUCGCCACACUCAUCAGCUCCUGGCUCUCCUCGAGCAUCACUGCUAGAUUUGAACAAGAAUGAACCAGAAGUUUUGGAUUUAAACUCUCCCGCCAACAACGACAUUGAGCUGAAAAUUGCUCUCGAUAAGACAACCCCGCCUCCUAAAAGUGCAACCUCAAGGAGCGACACGCCCACGCUGAUUCUGAAGCUUGCAUUCGAGGAGGCCAAAAAAAUCACCCAAAAACUCAAUAUCCCAUCGAAGAUUGAUAUCAACGGUGAUAUGGUGCUCGACAUGGACGGAUAUAAACCCAAUUCGCAGAAGAACAUCGACGAGUCUGACGAGCUAGUACAGAAAGUGUUUUUGCGUGAGAUGAACAAUUUACUAAAUGGAAAAGUAUACCCCGUUGGUGGGGAUGAUGCGGACAAUAACGAGUUUAGUCUUUUACAAGGUGUGAUUUCCAAAGACGAGGACGGCAAAAUCAGGAUUGUGAACCAAGCUGGUGAGGACUCUGCCUUUGAAAAUGACCUUGCAAGCACGGACAAUCUUUCCCUUUCAAGUGACGAGGCCAACUCGAAUCAACUUAACCAAGCACCAAGCACAUUAAUUGACCACAAAGAUAGGGAUCAAACCUACUUCAAAACUUUACGUUUGACGUCCGAGCAAUUACGCAUGAUGAAAUUGAACUAUGGACGUAACAAGCUUAAAUUCAAGCUAAAUCAAGGCAACUCUCAAGUUGUAUCCGACUUAUACCUUUGGAAAUCUACCACACCUAUCGUGAUCUCCGAUAUUGAUGGUACAAUUACCAAAUCUGAUGCUCUUGGGCAUGUUCUUAAUAUGAUUGGUAAAGAUUGGACACACCCAGGCGUGGCAAAGUUGUUCCAGGACAUUGCUAGGAAUGGUUAUAACCUUGUGUACUUGACCGCAAGAUCUGUGGGUCAAGCAGAUACCACCCGUCAAUACUUGGACAGCAUCAGCCAAGAUGGUGUGAAGUUACCCAAAGGUCCAGUCAUACUCAGUCCUGAUAGAACCAUGGCCGCAUUAAAGCGUGAGAUUAUCUUGAAAAAACCAGAAGUUUUCAAGAUGGCUUGUUUAAGAGAUAUUAGCAGCUUGUACUUUGCUAAGACGGGGCACAUUAAUGAUGACGAUGAAAGAACACCGUUCUAUGCCGGGUUCGGAAAUCGUAUAACAGACGCUAUCAGUUAUCGAAGCGUCAAAAUUCCCUCGCAUCGUAUCUUUACUAUAAAUCCGAACGGAGAAGUGCACAUGGAGUUACUUGAACUUGCUGGUUACAGGUCUUCAUACUUACGCAUUGGGGAGCUUGUUGAUCAAUUUUUCCCACCUUUGAAACUCAUAAGUGAUGUGAAUCCUUACUGGAAUCAGGACCAGUUUGAUCAGUACAUCCAUGCCAAAGACGGUGCUGAGUUAGCACAGUCACCUGGCUCUCCGCGUAGCAUUAGCAGCUUUGAUGUGGUGAAGCCAGAUGAAAAGUUCACCGACCUCAACUACUGGAGAGAGCCAAUGGCGAACCUCAGUGAUUUUAGUGAUCUCGAAGAUGAUGAGGCUGAGCCGGCCUCGUUGAAAUCCAGUCCUAACCUGCCAAAGAUGGGCACCACACCGACUCCAGGGCUGCCAGAGAUCUACUCUGUGAGGUCCGCAGACCUUGAUAGAAACAGGUCGCAGACGCAGUCACCAAAGAAAGAGAGGCCGAUAUCAGCGUCCUUCACCUCGCCACUCAAAAAUUUCAUGAUGUUCAGCAGUGGGAACGGUGAAUCAAGAAAACGCGGAGAAGACGAAGAAGAAGACGACGACUUCACGGAUGAUGAUUAUGACGACGACUACACUGACGACUACGAUGAUGAGGAUGACGAGGAUGAUGAGGAUGCUGAGGAUGAGGAUGAAGACGAAGCUGACGAGGACGGUGAGGACGAUGAUGACGAUGUAGACGGCAACGAGGUUGACGAGGAGGAUAUUGAUACAGAGGAAGACCUUGACCUUGACGAUGGCUUAACUACGCCUCAGCCGUCCGCGGUAGUCGACGACAAGCGCAAGCAGCCGACCCCACCAGCACCCUCCAGCAGACCUGCAGAUGAGGAAGUGAAGAUCAUCACCGCCCGUGAAAUGCUCGAGCAAAUGGAUUUGAAGAAGGAAGAACAAAAGAGUUAG
Molecule: messenger RNA, 2478 nt
Organism: Candidozyma auris
Lineage: Eukaryota; Fungi; Ascomycota; Pichiomycetes; Serinales; Metschnikowiaceae
Gene: SMP2
Product: phosphatidate phosphatase PAH1
Exons: 1
Coding region: 1-2478 (825 amino acids)
Biological process (GO): fatty acid catabolic process; triglyceride biosynthetic process
Cellular component (GO): nucleus
Molecular function (GO): phosphatidate phosphatase activity
Source: RefSeq, a predicted model, not a curated record